This is a messenger RNA of Colletotrichum gloeosporioides, 1512 nucleotides long. RefSeq names its product putative transporter. Gene Ontology annotation, cellular component: membrane. Gene Ontology annotation, molecular function: transmembrane transporter activity. The transcript is spliced from 5 exons. Lineage: Eukaryota; Fungi; Ascomycota; Sordariomycetes; Glomerellales; Glomerellaceae. The record is from RefSeq and is a predicted model, not a curated record. The coding region runs from base 1 to 1512 and encodes 503 amino acids. Gene Ontology annotation, biological process: transmembrane transport.
AUGACUACAACAGUAAAAAAUAACAUCACGGAACCAUCUACUGCUCAUAUCGAGGGAGGCAAGUCUUUCGAACUCAAGGCAUCUUCAACGCACCAAGACCAGAAGAGCAAGCACCGACAUAGUUCCCUCGGUCAUCAUGAGAGCCAUGAAUGGAAAGCAGCCGAACGCCGUGUCGUGCGCAAACUGGACAUGACCUUAUUACCCGUAGUCUGGGUUCUUUACAUGUUCAACUACCUCGACAGAAACAACAUCGCCCAAGCCCGUCUUGACAACUUCGAAGAAGAUCUUGGCUUGCAUGGUACCCAAUUCAACGUCGCCGUAUCCAUCCUCAACGUUGGGUACAUGCUUGCCCAACUUCCUUCCAAUAUGAUCCUCACGCGCGUUCGUCCGAGCCUAUACCUACCAUCUUGCGUAAUUGUUUGGUCUGCUAUAUCGGCAGCUACGGCCGGUGUCCGAAACUAUUCCGGCUUGAUUGCUGUGCGGUUCUUCCUCGGCAUCGUGGAGGCCCCUUUCUUCCCGGGGGCAUUCUUCAUGCUAUCGGCGUGGUACACUAGCAAAGAACUUGCUCUCAGAACUGCAGUGCUUUACUCAGGUCUAGUUCUAGCUACGGCGUUCUCCGGACUUAUUGCCGCAGGCAUCUUUUCUGGUCUAUCUGACGAGGCGGGUCUGCAUGGAUGGCAGUGGCUGUUCAUCAUUGAGGGCGCCGAAAGUGCACUUGCCGCUAUAUGUGCUUUCGCUCUUUUACCCGAUUUCCCAGAUUCACAGACGGGGAGUGGGAAAUGGCUUUUCAGUGCUGAUGAACUCGAGCUUGCACAGCAACGUAUCGCUCUAGAUCGGGUUUCCGUGCCUGAAGCUGACCGUUCCAUAUGGCAUGGGUUGCUUCUUGCUGUGAAAGACAUCCGCACGUGGAUAUUUGUAAUAAUCCUGUGCGCAAACCAUACCGCGUACGGCUUCAACAACUUCUUCCCAACUAUCGUGAGCUCUAUGCACCUCGGCACUCGCACCAUCACGUUGAUUCUGACGGCCCCUCCAUACUUGUUUGGGGCCGCCAUCUCCUUCAUCGUAGCUCGCUCAAGCGACCACUUCAAUGAGCGCGGCUACCACAUCAGCGUACCGAUGGCUGUGGCCAUCGUGGGGUUCAUUAUCUCGACGGCAACCCUCAAUGUCCCUGCCAGAUAUUUCGCCUCGUUUCUUUACUGCUCGGGUGCCUUUGCUGCGAAUGCUGCAGUUUACUCCUGGGCCGCAUCUUCUCUGAAUCAAACACCCGAAAAGAGAGCAUGCGCCACUGCCAUCAUCAAUCUUCUUUCCCAGCUAGGGAACAUAUGGAGCCCUUAUUUCUUCCCAUCGUCGGAUGGACCCCGGUAUAUCAUGGCAAUGCUUCUCAUGAUGGCAUUUUCGGCGUUGAGUGUUGUCUCGUCGUUGCUGAUGAAGUACCUAUUGAAGAAGGCGAACAGGAAGAUACUAGCUGAAGCGGGGCGGACAGGGCAGCAACCCAAACUUUAUACCGAGUAG